This is a messenger RNA of Geodia barretti, 2173 nucleotides long. NCBI's taxonomy places the organism in Eukaryota, Metazoa, Porifera, Demospongiae, Tetractinellida, Geodiidae. The record is from the annotation of a GenBank genome assembly.
GAAGACGAGCUUCCGUACGCGAGAGUUUCGCAGAGGCCGCCAUUUUGUUCGUCAAAAUGGCCUCCGCCCUGCAGGCCGUCUGUGUUUUGGAGGGCGAUGAUGACGUUAUCCACGGGGUCCAGUUCGACCGUGAGUGUGUCGCCGUCGGUCGUCGUCUCCACUUCUUCUUGCACCAUGAAAUCCAGCUCGUCCGCUUGGCCAGGGAGCGGCGCCUGGCCCUGGAUGAUCGUCUCCACUUCGACGCCAUGGUCCCCGGCGGCCAUACUGUCGCAAACGUCAUCAACAUUGAUUUCAACGUCGGAGCUCGAGUCCGCCAUCUUGAAAUCGCCCCACACGAGAAAAAAUGGCUGCCGAUUCGUCGUGAGGCGGACGUGAACGGAAGUAGUUUACGGUGUGUAGUGUGACGUCAUAAUGACGAUCGCGGCGCGCGCGACACCGGCCGUUUUGUUUAGUUUAGUAGGCAUCAAUUGGAGUAUGACCCAGAAUGGAGAACAUUGAAGACAUUAGGAUUCGUCCUUGCACCAACUCCAAAUAUGUUCAACCCUUUAGAGUCCUCUACAAGCAGAAUGGGAAGGAGUCACUUUGGGACUGUGUAAAGAUGCAUGACAGUUUGGGAAUACUCGUUUACAACAAGACAAGAAAUGCAUUUGUGAUCGUGAAGCAGUUCAGACCACCCGUGUACAUGAGCAAGAACCGAGGCAUGUGGAAAAACUCGGAAGUCUUCCCAAACUCCCUCAGCCAGAAAUCCAGCUCCUCUAACCCCGACACAGAGCCAUCCUCCAAGAAACAGAAGAUCGACUCGACUGCUGGAGCCCCAGAGAAAGAGGGAGAGGCGUCUGCGGCUCAAACGUGGGGUCCAAGUCACGAGGGGUGCACGUAUGAGCUCUGUGCCGGUCUGGUGGACAAGGACCUCCCCCUGGAACUAAUAGCCAAAGAAGAGAUCCUGGAAGAGACUGGAUACGACGUGCCGGCCGAGUCCCUCGAAAAGAUCAGCUGGCACCACUCUAGCAUCGGGACGGCGGGGACCAAAAUGUACCUCUUUUACUGCGAAGUCACAGACGAGAUGCUCAUAAAUAGUGGUGGGGGUAACAAGACGGAGGGCGAGUCAAUAGAGGUGGUGUAUGUCCCACUGGAGAAAAGCUUAGAGACUGUGUUUGACGAUGCACUGUCCAAGUCAUCUUCGCUCUGUUUCGGGUUCCUCUGGUUCGACAAGUACAAGAGACAUCUGCUGAACAACACUUAGUGAAACUUUCUGUUAGGUGAUAUAUAUACACUUUUUGUUAAAAAGAAACUUGAACAUCAUUACACACAUGAAACGUAACACACAAUACGGGCACAAGUGAUGACAAUUAUUAACUUAGAAACUUCCAAUACGCCAGGCCAGCCAGCAGAACAAGUUCAAUGACGAUUACUGUGAUGAGUAUUAUCCUGUUCUCGAUAGCUCUGAAAGGAGGAGAAAGUAUAUACAAGAUAGCAUGAAGUUGCUUGUUUUUUAGCGUUGUUUGUGUGUCUCACUUGCAGGCGAUAGUUCUUAGCAAACUCUUAGUCCUCUCCAUCUCUGUUUCUAUCCCAGCCACCUGGGGAAAAGUUAUCAUUUUCACUAUUGUUGUUUGCCCCGUCAGGACCAGCACCAGCAGAUUGGUUAACAUUUCACUAACCCUUUAAAAAGGGUAUCUGCCCUUCACUUUCAAGACCAGCAUCAACAAGCAAGGUUUCGUAUAGGGAUAAGUAAAGACGGUAUAUCCCCCUGAGAUACGCCAGGUCAACUUUCUGCUUUCCCAAAAUGACCUUCAGCCCACCCCCAGAGUAUAAUAUUCCUACAAAAAAAUCUUCCCAUUCAGACGUACUCUGUCCCUUGCUCUGACGAGUGUAGCUCUCUGUUGGCCGAGGUCCAGCACUAUGUUGUCGGCAAUCUCAUCUGCACAACAUGGAAAAAUCUUCAGAGCUAUCUCUUUGAGUGUGGAAGAUAAUUAUAUAUACCAGUCUCAGCUGUAACAUGUUGUGCCCUGUGCAGGCUCUGUGAGGCUCUUUGUAAAGUGGCAGUCUUCUUUAGUAGCUGAUCUCGCUCCCCUGCCUACAGAAUAAUAUGAUUACAAGGUGGAAAAAAAACAACUCAAAACCACUGUCUUUCCUAUCCUAUAAACCGGUGAUAUAUGUGGUAGAUAAAUGGCGC